AUGGCGUUAUCUGUCCGUAAGGCGUUAUUGCUUGCCGGCAUAGCGUUAGUUAUUACCGGGCUACCGACGGCGGCGAAGGUGGUGCGGUGGUUCACAGUCAUCUCCAUGCUCUUCCAGCCUGUGGCUGCAGCGCGCGAGAUCAUGGCGGAUUGCCAGGAACUGGCCCGCUGCGUCCAGAUGAUUUUGAGGGAGGUCAACAGGAUUAUCGAUUUCUUCCUCAACCUCUACGCCGCGUGGUAUCACGAGGAGGUUGAGAAGUACACGCUGGCGCAGAUCAGGGCGGCGACCAACAACUUCGCCCACCUGAUCGGCCAAGGCGUCUCCGGAAGGGUGUACGGGGGCGCACUCGGCGACGGCCGUAUGGUGGCCGUCAAGCGCCUCAAGGACUGCCUGCGACGACGCGCGCAGGACACGUUCGGCAUGGAGCUCGCCCUUCUCCAGCCGCUCAGCCAUGACCACGUCGUCCGGCUCGUGGGCUCGUGCGCGGAUGGGGAACACCGCAUCCUCGUCUACGAGCACAUCGACAAUGGCACGCUCAGAGACCACCUGAAUAACAAUGGGGCGCCCCCGACCUGGAUAACGCGCGUCCAGGUGCUCCUGGGCGCGGCGCGCGCCAUCGAAUACCUGCACGGCGAGGAUGUCAUCCACAGCAACGUCACUUCGGCCAAUAUCCUUCUCGACCGGAGCUUGACGCCGCGCGUGUCGGGAUUCGGCGCGUCGGUCCGGCGAGCGCCGGGAGUGGCGUCCCAGGCCGUGGACGUCGUCCAGACGGAAGGGUACCGCGACCCGGAGUACGACAGAACGCGCCGCCUCAAACCGGCGACCGACGUGUACAGCCUCGGAGUGGUGAUGCUCGAGGUGCUGACGGGGCAGCCGCCGGUGCGAGCUAACAACGCGACGCUGGUUUCAUGGGCGCUACCGAGCAUUCAAGCCAGGAAGAUGGACGAUGUUCUCGACAGGCGCCCCACGUCGAAUCCCAGUCCAGGCCAGCGCAAGGCGCUGAAGAUGGUAGCGAAGACGGCGGCAAGCUGCGAGUACCUCGACGACGACCUGCGCGCCGAGGACCCGCGAGAGGAGGAGGAGGAGCUUGACAACGACGAGGAUCGGCGCGGCGCCCACUACCCGCCGCUGCCCCGCGCGACGCCGCCAACUAUUAAAAAAAUAAUCCCCACCAAUCCUUAUCCUCUCCUCCUCACCAGCCUUAUCCUCUCCCACGAUACAGAGCUGCAUCUCUUCCUCGCGUGCGUCCGCAGCCUCCACGCUUGCUGCAGCUGCACGCCUCGUUCCGCGCCGCCGCUCCACGUCUCAGCUCGACCAGGAGCACGUCUCCUCUCCGCUCCGUUCCGCGCCGCCGCUCCACGCCUCAGCUCGGCCACGAGCACGUCUCCUCUCCGCUCCGUUCUGCGCCGCCGCUCCUCGCUGCAGCUCUUCCUCGUCUCCAAGCCUCCUCGUCGGCGCGCGCAGGGGUCCGGUCCACGCUGCAGCUCCUCGUCUGCGCCGCACCUAGCAGGACAACCGCCUUCACCACGUCCCCUCCCGUCGCGGCUGUGCCGACCCGAGGACUUCCACGACGCUGGCCGGCCCGAGGACUUCCUGUUGGUCGCCGUCGUCGUUGGUCCUACCUCGACCGCACGCCGUGGCCAGCCCCCACCUUGA
Molecule: messenger RNA, 1656 nt
Organism: Lolium perenne
Lineage: Eukaryota; Viridiplantae; Streptophyta; Magnoliopsida; Poales; Poaceae
Source: RefSeq, a predicted model, not a curated record